Fusarium fujikuroi IMI 58289 is the source of this 177-nucleotide messenger RNA. RefSeq lists its product as uncharacterized. Lineage: Eukaryota; Fungi; Ascomycota; Sordariomycetes; Hypocreales; Nectriaceae. The transcript has 2 exons. The coding region runs from base 1 to 177 and encodes 58 amino acids. Gene Ontology annotation, molecular function: protein heterodimerization activity. The record is from RefSeq and is a predicted model, not a curated record.
AUGGCGCUCGGAAAGAAACCAUACCCCAAAGCCACGGUCAAGAAGAUCAUCAAGGCUCAUUCAAACCACAAUUUAAAGAAGAAUGCCGAUGUUACUAUCUUCCUCGACUACGUCCUAUUCAUGGAAACGUACGAAUCUGACGAAUCCUCCUAUAUCGCGACAAUCCAAGCUAACUAA